ACCACCUCUCUCUCGUGUCGGAGCUUCCCAUCCCCAACCAACACUAGCUCUCGUCUUCCGUUCCUCCUCCACAAUUCGUUGGGGUUUCUUCGGUCUCCCAUGGCCGUAUCCACGGCUGCCGACGACGAUCCCGACGAGUGGGUCCGCGACGCCUUCCUCGAUCCGCAUCUCGUGGCGGCCGUCAUCCUCGGCUUUGGCCGACGGAGCCGCCUUGGUUUGGAGACGGAGGGCGACGAGAAGCCGUCGACAUCCGCGACUCCGGCAUUUCUGGGGUGGGGAAGGAAGAGGUCGCGGGUGGCGAGGUUCCCGCGAACAGCCACGCGGACGAUUGGGGAGGAGGAGGAUGAGGGGGUUACGGUGGCGGUGGAGAAGAGGAAGGGACAGAGGAGGGCAAGCCCGCAGUCGCCCCUCGAGGGAUACAGCAGCGCGUCGGGGAGCGGCGGCGGCGAGACCGGGAGUCUCGCCGUCGAGACGCCAGAAGACCGCCGCCUCACUAAGGCAGUUGGGAAUCCACGGACGCCGUCGGUUUCCUCGAUCCCGGUCUCGGCCUCCAUCCGGCGGCCCCCGUCGAAGAAACUGACGAAACCGGAGCUCCAGGCAGUGGAGAGGUCGCUAUUGGAAGAGAAGGCGAACCUUCAUAAGGAGAUGGAAGAACUGCGGAGAGCCGUGGAGGAGCUGAGGGCCAACAAUCGCAAGCUGCAGAUGCACUUGAAGUCGCUGAAUAUACCAGAAAGGGUUUGCAUGGCUCCUGAGGAUUAUCAACUGCCAGGAUUAUGUCAACAAUGCAUCACACAGUCUCCUGGCCACGAGGAUUUCAUCAUAAUACCAGACCUCAAUGAUCCCUUACCAGAUUGUUGAGUCUCCGUACUAGUUUGCUUGAGCGUGGAGAAGGCAGAAUUUCUCUUCUUGUGAAUGACUAACCCAAAUGUAGUAGAUAAAUGAUGAUAAGUGGAAGGUGGGUUUCAUGGAGUAUUUUUGAUGGCUAACCACAGUUCUAUUGUCUAAUAUAUAGGGGAAACCCCCUCCAAAAAGAACUCCACUUAUCUUUUCAGAAUAUGUUUUCACUGGUCAUUUGCUACUUAUAAGAUUUGCAAGAGUGAGAUACUGUAUUCGUUUCACAGCUGAAACAAUAUAUUGUUUGUUAACUUCUGCUGCUGGAAUGUGAUUAUGUUCUUCACUGCA
Messenger RNA from Musa acuminata AAA Group (dessert banana), 1182 nucleotides. RefSeq lists its product as uncharacterized. The transcript has 5 exons. Lineage: Eukaryota; Viridiplantae; Streptophyta; Magnoliopsida; Zingiberales; Musaceae. The record is from RefSeq and is a predicted model, not a curated record. The coding region runs from base 100 to 858 and encodes 252 amino acids.